GUUUAUCUGCCCUCUGCUAUGUGUACUUCCACGGGAAUUACAAUCCACUAGUUUUGAAAACCUUUGACAAUUUAAAGAAGGAUUUGCUAAAUUGCUGUUGCUGAAAAGAGGUGCUGUAUGCUGAUCACAACCGCAAGCUCAGAUGGAUUGUGCAGAAAAGCAGAAGGGCUCUAUGCGGGUACUGGUGACUGGAGGCACAGGCCUGGUGGGCAGGGCAAUAGAGCGCGUCGUCAACGAGGAAGAAGGAAUUAAGGAGGCAGAGCAGUGGGUCUUCCUCUCCUCCAAGGAUGCCAACCUCACCGACUUCCAGGAGACGCUGGCUGUUUUCCAGAAACACAAGCCUACCCAUGUCAUCCACCUGGCUGCCAUGGUUGGUAGCCUCUACAAUCACAUGAGGGCCAACCUGGACUAUUGGAGGAACAAUCUCUACAUAAACGACAACGUACUGCAGGCAGCCCACGAGGUGGGUGUGGUCAAGGUGGUGUCCUGCCUCUCCAACUGCAUCUUCCCUGAUAAGACCACAUACCCCAUCGACGAAACCAUGAUCCAUAACGGGCCUCCUCAUCCGUCCGACUUGGGGUAUUCCUACGCAAAGAGAAUGAUCGAUGUCCACAACCGUGCGCAUGCAGAGAUGUAUGGGAGUCGCUACACGGCAGUUAUCCCAACGAAUGUGUUUGGUCCCCAUGACAACUUCAGCAUUGAGGAUGGACAUGUAUUGCCAGGCCUCAUACACAAGGCCUUUAUAGCACAACAGGAAGGGAGCCCGUUGACAGUUUGGGGCUCAGGCAGUCCCAGAAGGCAGUUCAUUUACUCCUUAGAUUUGGCCCGUCUUUUUCUGUGGGUUCUGAGAGAAUACAAAGAAGUGGACCCAAUCAUAUUAUCUGUUGAUGAGGAGGAUGAGCUGUCUAUCAAGGAAGUAGCCGAGUCUGUUGUCCAAGCCCUGGGGUUCAAGGGAGAAGUAGUUUUUGACACCAGUAAAUCAGACGGUCAGUUCAAAAAGACAGCCAGCAAUGCCAAGCUGCGACGCUACCUGCCCAACGUCAAGUUUACGCCCUUCAAUCAAGCUUUGAAGGAGACAUGUGACUGGUUUGUAGCCAAUUACGACACAGCUCGUAAGUGACGGUCAACGCUGCCAAGUUGGGUACUGUAAAAAGGCAGAACGUAUAAUAAUAUAUAAAUUAUUAUUUUUAGUCAAGUUUUCAAUACGGUUAAUGAUAUACAUGCCUUCACUGAGGUGGAUUUAUAUUACUGUACAUAUGUGGUUGAUUAUAUUACUGUACAUAUGUGGUGGCCAAGUUCUAAUGGUCAUACUGGAUGUUUUUCAGUUGUGGGAUGUGUUUUUUUUUGUAUCUAUGUUAUUAAAUUAUGGAGUGGGUAAAAAUAGACAUUUGUUUUAAAACUGGUGUAGGU
Molecule: messenger RNA, 1410 nt
Organism: Hypomesus transpacificus
Lineage: Eukaryota; Metazoa; Chordata; Actinopteri; Osmeriformes; Osmeridae
Product: GDP-L-fucose synthase-like
Exons: 10
Coding region: 143-1120 (325 amino acids)
Biological process (GO): nucleotide-sugar biosynthetic process
Molecular function (GO): GDP-L-fucose synthase activity
Source: RefSeq, a predicted model, not a curated record